Messenger RNA from Fraxinus pennsylvanica, 1470 nucleotides. The record is from the annotation of a GenBank genome assembly. NCBI's taxonomy places the organism in Eukaryota, Viridiplantae, Streptophyta, Magnoliopsida, Lamiales, Oleaceae.
AUGGUGAAUACACGUUCAAGCCAUCUUCCAGCAAGCUCAUCCGCUCCGGACCAGCCCCCAGCCCCGGAGCGCCCAAUACAUCAAGGAGAGUCGUCAGCUGUGCCAACUCCUCAACCAGCAACGGUUACUGCUGGAGCAUUCGAAGAACUCCGCCAGCGAGUUGCAACACUGACCCAGUUGCUGAUUGGGAGGAGUACACCCCAGGAUCCAGCACCAGAGCGUACACCGGUCCCUCCGAAGGAUUUCAUGGAUGAUGCCCGAGCUCGGGAUAAUCGUCAGGCCCACGACAAUGGUGGGACUGGGGCCUCAGGCAUACCCCCGAUAGCCUCGGCCUCGAGAUUGGUUACUAUGGACUCAGGAGAGCUAGCCCGUAUCAUACAGGAUGGGAUUACAGCAGGACUACAGAAGAAUACCAAGGGAAUAACGGGUUUCAUCCCCAACACUCCUUUUACGCCAGAAGUUCUCUCCUACCCCCUCCCGGACAAGUUCAAGUUCCCUCAUGUGAAAGAGUUCGAUGGGACCACUGACCCCAUCAACCACCUAAAUGUGUAUACGGAUGUCAUGAACCUACAAGUUGCACCAGAUCCGGUAAUGUGCAAGGCCUUUCCCCAGACUUUGACAAACGCGGCCAGGGAUUGGUUCGCUACGUUGGAGCCUAAUUCCAUAGCAUCAUUCUCUGACCUUGCCGAUAAGUUCUCCGCCUUCUUCGCAAGUAGUAAGCGCAUCAGGAAGACUGCGGCGACCCUCAUGCAGCUUCGCCAAGGCCCGAACGAGACUCUACGUAACUUCAUGACGAGGUUCAACGGGGAAAGGUUGCAAAUACCCGAUCUCCACAUCACAGCUGCUGUUUCAGCUCUUAUGUAUGCGGUUAAGUGUGAGGUCUUCAAGAUGUCUUUGUCUAAGACACCCCCAAAGUCCGUCACUGAGCUUCUUACCCGAAGAAAGAAGUACAUUAAUAUGGAGGAGGCAAUGAAGACUAUCCCGAGCUCAGAGAAAACCCAGCUGAAGAGGCCGAGUGAACCAAAUUUGAGACGUGAUUAUGACAGGGGAAGGCCGAAGCCUGACGGGCUACCCGGGCCCUUUACCCGCUUGAACACGUCAAAGACCAACAUAUUGAUGGAGAUUAGAGACAUGAAGGAACUUAAAUGGCCCCCGAGGCUGCGGUCUCUACCAGGAGCCCGGGAUAAAAGCAAAUACUAUGACUAUCACAAAGAUCAUGGGCACACCACAGAGGAAUGCCUGAUAUUACAACGGGAGAUUGAGGCACUAAUCAGAAGAGGAUUCCUGAAGGCAUACAUCGGGAAUGACAAACGCCCGAGGAAUGAAUACAAUAGAGGAAAGAUCUCGGAGUCCAGGGAAGAGAGCAAACAAACGGCGGGAACGAUUAACAUUAUUGUUGGGGGGAUAGCGUCAGGAGGCGAUUCACACAAUGGGAGGAAACAGUAUGCCCGACAGUACGGUUCGGCCUAG